Molecule: messenger RNA, 1441 nt
Organism: Saccoglossus kowalevskii
Lineage: Eukaryota; Metazoa; Hemichordata; Enteropneusta; Harrimaniidae
Source: RefSeq, a predicted model, not a curated record
CGGACUUCAUAUAUAGCAGUGAGCCUAUUUCUGUGUCUUCGCAUUUCACAUCAAGAUCUAGACUAUAAUAACGUGUAACAUGCAGGUUCCACGGCAAAGUUGUAUUGCGUUGUUCUUUUGUUUUAUCGUCUGUGUGUGCUGUCAGUCUCAAUAUAAAUCUGAAGCACAAAAGAAGCGAGAUUAUCUGGCUCAACAACAACAGGAAUGGCGUGACAAAACCGACCGUGUACCGGGAGGGGAAGUGAACAACCCAUACGUGGCCUAUCAACGGUACCAAAACGUCUACAAUCAAUUGAGGUCAGGAUCUGAGUUUGCAGAGCCAAACAGGGACGGCAUGGGACGCACCGCCAACUCCAAGGCGUACGGCACACAUGCGAUUGCUAACCAAGGGUAUCCAAAUAGCGACCCAUAUUACAACGCCAACGCCAAUCGACGCUGGUAUAAGGAAACAUACCGCGAUAAAAACAAUGACGAUUCAGAUGGUUACUACAAACACGAUGAUCACUGGCACGCUGAAAAUAUUGAUCCUCGCUAUGGCUCGCCACUUGGACGCGACGGAAGGUAUGAUACUAACUAUCGUACCAACAGCAAAUAUUAUAGAGAUCAGGAUUAUAUCAAUCGUCAGAACGCACUCAACGCCGGGACGGCUGGCAGUAAAACUGGAUACGCAAAACCCGGAUAUUGUCCAAUUAUAUCCGAGAAAUUAGCUGGAAACUGCCGAAAGAUUUGUAAUUCGGAUAAAGAAUGUCCGGGAUACAAAAUUUGUUGUCAGAAUUCGUGCGGUGGUACGGCUUGUUUGGACCCGUUAGAUGAGGAUCCAUGCAAGGACUAUCAGUGUCCACUUCCGGGACAAGUGUGCAUUAAUGAAGGCUCGCAUGCGUGGUGUGCAUGUGAGGCUAUAUGUCCUGAUACGUAUGAACCGGUGUGUGGAGACAACAAACAAAUGUACAACAACAAGUGUUACAUGAAUAUGUACGCCUGUGAAUUUAAAACAAAUAUUAAUGAGAUAGCUUGCGAUGUGCUCGGAAUUAAAGUCGAUGCGAGGCAAUCGAGAUAUGGAUAUAAUUCAGCAACACAUACAGAGGGCGCUGCAAUGAUAACAAUUGCGUUAGCGUUAAUAGCGUGCAUAUUGCAGAUGGUACAGCUGGUGUGGUGAUGGUACUGAUGACUUUCUGGUGACGUCAUAGAGGAUGAGUCAUGUGUAUGAAACACCAGUUCUCUUCAAUCACAGUAAUUCAAUUUCUCGUGUUGUACAUUUACGGGAAUGUAAUUAAAAAAUCUACGAAUUUAAACAAACGCGUUCAAUAUGAAAACAAUAUGAUAAUUGUUUGGUGAUUUCACCCAAUGGUAUAUUUUUUGGUGGUGUACACUCCAGUAUAUUUUCCGCUCAGAUGUGCGUACACUUUAAACACUUACGUGACUGCCAGUAGUAACUGUAUUU